Messenger RNA from Panthera uncia (snow leopard), 493 nucleotides. RefSeq names its product urotensin 2B (gene UTS2B). The transcript is spliced from 5 exons. Bases 20 to 493 code for a protein of 157 amino acids. The record is from RefSeq and is a predicted model, not a curated record. Lineage: Eukaryota; Metazoa; Chordata; Mammalia; Carnivora; Felidae.
ACAAAGAAGAUUUUUUAACAUGAACAAGAUCCUUUCAACCACUCUUUGCUUUGGACUCCUAACUUUGUUAUCUGUAAUGAUAUUUUUCGAAUUGGUGCAUGGACGGCCAUAUCUUACCCAAGGAAAUGAGUUGUUUCCAGAUAAAGAAGAUGCAAACCACGAAGAACUAUUGCUGGCUCUACUGAAUAAAAAUUUUGAUUUCCAAAGACCUUCUAGCAUUGAUACAGAACUGACUGGCAAAUUGGAAGAACUUAACCAGCUGGAAAAUCUAAAAGAGCAGCUCGCAGAGGCAAAAGAUUCGGAGAUAUCCUAUGCUAUAGGUGGUCUAUCUUCUUCCCAUCCCAAUAAGCGAGAGAUACCAAAUGGGAUGUCCAAGGUGAUAGAGAACAGGUGGAAACUGAUCAAAGUUUUAAUCUCAGUGUCAAAAUGUUAUCAAUACACCAAGAAACUAGAGGAUUGUGAUCCUGACUUCAAGGAGUUACUUGGUUUGUAA